Messenger RNA from Guillardia theta CCMP2712, 2351 nucleotides. RefSeq lists its product as hypothetical. The transcript is spliced from 25 exons. The record is from RefSeq and is a predicted model, not a curated record. NCBI's taxonomy places the organism in Eukaryota, Cryptophyceae, Pyrenomonadales, Geminigeraceae. Gene Ontology annotation, biological process: photoreactive repair. The coding region runs from base 12 to 2351 and encodes 779 amino acids. Gene Ontology annotation, molecular function: deoxyribodipyrimidine photo-lyase activity.
ACUGGCGCGGAAUGCGGAGCUACGGGACCAUUGCUCCUGGCAUGGAGCUCGCUCAGCGCUCUUCCUUCUCCUUGAGGAGGGGGGCUGUGGCUAUCGCAGUGUCUUUCUUGGCUGUUCUUGCUCUUGCUCAUGUUGCCAUCAACGACAACUCCAGAGCCUCUGUCCUCGAGUACCAUGGUGCCUUGAACCCAAUGAACAACCCAGCACUCGGUACCAACAAGGGUGGCCUCGGUACCGGAGAAUACAACUUCAUCAAUGGAGAGAAUCCUGAUGCGCCUGAACAUCCAGCUGGAUAUCAGUGGGCUACCACUAUGACGGCCAACGGCCCGGAAUACGGACAUGGAAGCGACUGGAUCUAUCAGAAUGGUUGGGAGAAUCCUGGACCAGGAACAAUCAAGGGUCCGUCGUCCUACUACUAUAACGAGUAUAUGGACGAUGCUGACACGGCUGUCGGCGAGAACGUUCCAGAGGAAGACCUGGAAUACAAUGAGAACCAGGUCGACAAUGAGAGGUCUCUCCCUGACCACAGCACCUCCAACCCGUACACCUAUGCUUCUUCUCAGGGAGUGUAUCGGGCCCGCCUCAACAAGGGGGCCGCAGGCAUGGCAAGGGAGCGAACGCUGAAGGAGGUGGUGAAGGAAGGGUUGUACGUGCUGUACUGGAUGAGCGCUGCUCAGCGAACAAGAGAAAACCAUGCUCUGCAGCACGCCAUCUCCAUCAGCAACCACAUGCAGAAACCUCUCUGGGUCAUCUUCUGCCUCUUCGAGAAGUACCCCGAGGCGAAUGAGAGGCACUUCACCUUCAUGGUAGAAGGGCUACGAGAAGUUUCCUUGAACCUGCAGAGGCAGGGCAUCAAGUUUACAGUCGUCAAAGGAAGGCCACCCGAUCCCAUCCUUCUGCUUCAAGACAAGUCCUGCUGCACUGUGCUCGAUUGUGGGUAUACAAGGACAGUGCGAGGGUGGAGGAAAGAACUUCUUGCCAAGUCAUCAACGAAGAUCGUCCUCGUUGAGGGAGAGGUUGUUGUUCCAACUGAUGUGGCGUCCAAAGUACAAGAGCCGGCGGCAGCGACUUUCAGGCCGAAGGUUUCAAAGUGGAUCGACAAAUAUCUGGUCUCUGCAGGCGAGCAGCGCGUCUUAUUCCCUUCGGUGGACAUGGACUUUGAAAGCAACUUUGACAAGCAUGACGAUCUCGAGCUGAUGGACAUGAGCUUGCCUCUCGACGAGAUCAUGAGCAAGCUGGUGGUGGAUCGGACUGUACCUCCUUGCUCCUGCUUCCUCCAAGGAGGAGAGACGCGAGCUGAAGAGCUCUUGUCAAAGUUUUUGACUUCGGGAGCUGACGGAAAGGCAAUCAAUGAGUACCAGCUGAAGAGGAACGAUCCGAGCUUGCGCAAGCAGAGCCAUCUGUCUCCUUACCUUCAGUUCGGUCAGAUCUCUCCCGUUAGAAUCGCAAUGAAGGCCAGAGAGUUCGCCUCCAAGUUCCCCGAGCACAGACAAGACGUCGAUGUCUUCCUCGAGGAGCUGAUUGUCCGACGAGAGUUCGCGGUCAACUUCGUCCUCCACAACCCCAGCUACGACUCGUCAGUUGCUCCCCCACUGGUCCCCCACCUGACGACACUGACCCUGCCUCGCUCAGACCUUUGUCCCUGCCUGACUGGGCGCGAAGUGGCCUCGGGUCCAGGGCUCUCCUCCUCGAGCUCUGCUGACUCAUGCCCUAGGGACCACGCUCACGAGAAGCGGACGCACACGUAUACUGAAGAGCAGCUGGAGCAGGGCAGGACGCACGAUCAAUACUGGAAUGCUGCUCAGUUCGAGAUGAUCAUAACGGGGAAGAUGCAUAACUACAUGAGGAUGUACUGGGCCAAGCAGGUGAUCUUGUGGAUGGACAAGUGGGAGGAUGCGUAUAGAUUCCUGGUGGCUCAGAACAAUAAGUGGGAGCUGGAUGGAAGAGGAAAGGGGCGAACGCCUUUGCAGGGGCCCUUUCCCGAGCGGCCCGUGCUGGGUCCAGUGCGAUGCAUGACGGCGGGUGGCCUCGAGAAGAAGUUUGACGUGUCGGGGUACCUGAAGAGGAUCGAGCAUCUGCGAAAGGGUAUCGACGAAGGUCGAGUAUUUGUGAUCCCCGAAGCCCUGAAGUUCGUGCGGCUCGCCACAGUCACGUCCUUCUUCUCUCCGGGAAAAGCAGCAUCUUCUGCUGGAGAAGGGUCUCCUCAGGCUCGCAGCAAGAGAGCAUCGAGUGAAAUCGAGGAUACCAGUCGCAAAGUUGCACCCAAGCGAAAAACAGAGAAAGAAGCGAUCAAGAUUCCACGUCCUCCUUCACAACUUUCUAUCUCUGACAUGUUCCGAAAAAAGACAUGA